Messenger RNA from Microcebus murinus (gray mouse lemur), 3231 nucleotides. RefSeq names its product matrix metallopeptidase 15 (gene MMP15). Gene Ontology annotation, cellular component: extracellular matrix. The record is from RefSeq and is a predicted model, not a curated record. Gene Ontology annotation, biological process: extracellular matrix organization; collagen catabolic process; proteolysis. Gene Ontology annotation, molecular function: metalloendopeptidase activity; zinc ion binding. Lineage: Eukaryota; Metazoa; Chordata; Mammalia; Primates; Cheirogaleidae.
CCAGCGGGCAGCGCCGCGGGCCAGGCUGGGCGCCGGGAGCAUGGGCAGCGACAGGGGCGCGCCCGGACGGCCGGGCUGGACGGGCGGUCUCCUCGGCGGCCGGGAGGCGGCGGCGCGGCCGCGACUGCUGCCGCUGCUACUCGCGUUUCUGGGCUGCUUGGGCCGCGGCGUGGCGGCCGAAGACGCAGAAGUCCACGCCGAGAACUGGCUGCGGCUCUAUGGCUACCUGCCCCAGCCCAGCCGCCACAUGUCCACCAUGCGCUCCGCCCAGAUCUUGGCCUCGGCCCUCGCGGAGAUGCAGCGCUUCUACGGGAUCCCGGUCACGGGCGUGCUCGAUGAAGAGACCAAGGCGUGGAUGAAGCGGCCCCGCUGUGGGGUGCCAGACCAGUUCGGGGUGCGCGUGAAAGCCAAUCUGCGGCGGCGGCGCAAGCGCUACGCCCUCACCGGGAGGAAGUGGAGCAACCACCAUCUGACCUUCAGCAUCCAGAACUACACAGAGAAGCUGGGCUGGUACCACUCCAUGGAGGCGGUGCGCAGGGCCUUCCGCGUGUGGGAGCAGGCCACACCCCUGGUCUUCCAGGAGGUGCCCUACGAGGACAUCCGGCUGCGGCGGCAGAAGGAGGCCGACAUCAUGGUACUCUUUGCCUCUGGCUUCCACGGCGACAGCUCGCCGUUUGACGGCACGGGUGGCUUUCUGGCUCACGCCUAUUUCCCUGGCCCCGGCUUGGGCGGGGACACCCAUUUUGACGCAGAUGAGCCCUGGACCUUCUCCAGCACUGACCUGCAUGGGAACAGCCUCUUCCUGGUGGCGGUGCACGAGCUGGGCCACGCACUGGGGCUGGAGCACUCCAACAACCCCAGUGCCAUCAUGGCGCCGUUCUACCAGUGGAUGGACACCGACAACUUCCAGCUGCCCGAGGACGACCUGCGGGGCAUCCAGCAGCUCUACGGCACCCCGGACGGUCAGCCACAGCCCACCCGGCCUCUCCCCACCGUGACACCCCGGCGGCCAGGCCGGCCAGACCACCGGCCCCCCCGGCCGCCCCAGCCACCACCCCCAGGCGGGAAGCCAGAGCGACCCCCAAAGCCAGGCCCCCCAGCCCAGCCCCGAGCCACAGAGCGGCCCGACCAGUAUGGCCCCAACAUCUGUGAUGGGAACUUUGACACAGUGGCCAUGCUUCGCGGGGAGAUGUUCGUGUUCAAGGGCCGCUGGUUCUGGCGAGUUCGGCACAACCGCGUCCUGGACAACUAUCCCAUGCCCAUCGGGCACUUCUGGCGUGGGCUGCCCGGGGACAUCAGUGCUGCCUAUGAGCGCCAGGAUGGUCGCUUUGUCUUUUUCAAAGGUAACCGCUACUGGCUCUUCCGGGAAGCGAACCUGGAGCCCGGCUACCCCCAGCCGCUGACCAGCUACGGCCUAGACAUCCCCUAUGACCACAUCGACACGGCCAUCUGGUGGGAGCCCACGGGUCACACCUUCUUCUUCCAAGAGGACAGGUACUGGCGCUACAACGAGGAGACGCAGCGUGGAGACCCUGGCUAUCCCAAGCCCAUCAGUGUCUGGCAGGGGGUCCCCACCUCCCCCAGAGGGGCCUUCCUGAGCAACGAUGCAGCCUACACCUACUUCUACAAGGGCACCAAAUACUGGAAAUUCGACAACGAGCGCCUGCGGAUGGAGCCCGGCUACCCCAAGUCCAUCCUGCGGGACUUCAUGGGCUGCCAGGAGCACGUGGAGCCAGGCUCGCGAUGGCCCGACGUGGCCCGCCCGCCCUUCAACCCCGACAGGGGUGCAGAGCCGGGGGCGGACGACGGGGACAGCGCGGAGGGCGAUGCAGGCGGCGGCGGCGGCGAGGGGGACUUCGGGGCAGGGGCGGACGGGGACAAGGACGGGGGCAGCCGUGUGGUGGUGCAGCUGGAGGAGGUGGUGCGGGCGGUGAACGUGGUCGUGGUGCUGGUGCCGCUGCUGCUGCUGUUGUGCGUGCUGGGCCUGGCCUACGCGCUCGUGCACAUGCAGCGCAAGGGCGCGCCGCGCGUGCUGCUCUACUGCAAGCGCUCGCUGCAGGAGUGGGUCUGACGCCGCCGCCUCCGGCCUCACGGUGCUCGGGGCUCCCUCCGCCCCUGGGUGGGGGCCCCUCCCGGCCCUCAAACAUCGGUGGUCCUGCCCUCCUUAUUUAUGCCCAGGUUUUGGGGGGGUUUUAUUUUGGCACCUUAAGUGAGCAUUUGUUUCUGCUUUCCUGACCAGGGCAGAGUGUUUAGAGUUUUCUAAACGUAGUUCUGUUCCAGACAGGGAAUCAAGCCCUCGUCCACCCCUGGCUCGGCCACAGCCAGAGGAGCGCAGGGGCACAGGCCUACGCUGGAGCAUGGCCAGUACGGCCUGAGCCCCGGGGCCAACACGAGGACUCUGUUUGCCCAGUGCCCAGUUGGAGACUGGCCAGCCCAGCUGGGUCCCCUCCUUCCUGAGUCUGGCCUUAGAAGAGCUUUUCACCCAGGGGAAGCCCCAGGGUGACAGGGAAGGGGCCAGGAGGUGGGCCACUAGCCCCUGAGUUGAGUUGAGGCUUGGUUCCUUCCCGGCCCACUCUGAUGGCCCCAGCAACCCUGAGAACCCAGCCACACCCCACCCGGGCCCUGGGCAGCCCGCAGCUCCCAUGUGCCCCUUGGGCCCACGUCUCCUUCCCUCUCCGGAGCAGGGGCCCAGGGCCUGCCUUACCACGGACCAAAGGGAGACUGCUAAGGCCCUCCCCCAAGCCAGUCCUGGCCUCACCCCAGCAGAGACCAGGCAUGGGGUCUUCCCUCCAGCUCCCUGUGCCCCAGGGGACUGGGAGGACAGACACUGAUGGGGACAGGCCAGCAGCUCCCCCCAACCCCUCAUGCAGACUGUGGAACCCCGAAAGGAGCCCAUCGUGGCGAAGAGGCUCCCCUCCUGGGCUCAGCCCUGAGGGUGGGGAUGCUUCCUUCCUCCUUCCCGCCCAGAGCAAGCAGGCGGCGGCCAGUGGGAAAUGGUACUGUACGGCUGCUCUGUCUCCUGCCCCAAAAGCCUGGGCAGGUGAGGACUACCCAGCAUCCCUGAGGUGCAGGAGGCGGGGGUUCUGCCGGCUUCUGGUGCACGUGGGUCCAGCAGCUCCCCCACCUCUGCAGAGCCGGAAAGCCAGCCGAGGGGAGGGGGAGGGGCCCAGUCCACCCACGUACACGUAUGUCUGUAAAUAACCUGCACUGAUUAAAGUGUACAGCCGGCCA